Molecule: messenger RNA, 3246 nt
Organism: Gryllus bimaculatus (two-spotted cricket)
Lineage: Eukaryota; Metazoa; Arthropoda; Insecta; Orthoptera; Gryllidae
Source: the annotation of a GenBank genome assembly
AUGAAUGUUACUGAGCUGUGGAGUAUUAAGCUAUCGUUAUUUCCACUUUAUAUUUUAUAAUUUCAUCUUGGCCGACUCUUGUUAGGUGGUUCAUUAGAAUACGUUAAGAAACACCUGAAACACGAAGACAGAGAGUAUUUUACAAUACACGAAGAUCUGAAAAGUAGUUUUCACGCGAAUCGACUCUGUGAAAACAAAAACACAAGAGCAAAGACAAAAUGUGAUAACCCAGUGUAGAAACGAGUCUUCUCUUGGUUAUAACCCUCUAUUGGAGGUAGUACUAGAUUUCCUGCGACAUAACCGAAACAUAAUAGGCAUAUUACGCUGAUUUUUCUGAGUGAAAAUAAUAUAGGACGACCGAGAAAGACAAAAAUUCAGUUGAGUGUAUUGUCAUGCAGUUUACGAAAGCAAGUUUGAGAUGUUUCUUCUCAUUCAAUCGUGCAAUUAUAAGGCGUCAGUCUUUUCAAAUACGGAGACUUUAUUGUACCAAUGAAAUAAAUAGAGCCCAGUCAGCCAAAAGGAACCGACCGAUGGUAACAAUUUUUGAACAAAUAAUCAAGAGAGAGAUUCCAGCAGAUAUCGUAUAUGAAGAUGAAAAAUGUUUAGCUUUCAAAGAUGUUAAUCCUCAGGCGCCCACGCAUUUGCUAUUGAUUCCAAAGAAACGAAUUCCUAUGAUAAGUGAUGCAGUUGAUUCUGACCAAGAGCUACUAGGUUAUUUGAUGCUGAUUGCUCGAAGGUUGGCCAAUGAGAGGCUACAAAAAGGAUAUAGAUUGGUUUACCAUUUGCACAUCCAUAUACUUGGAGGACGACAACUAGGUUGGCCACCUGGCUAAAUUAAAACAUGCUGAAUUAUAUAGUAAAUAAAGGCAAUUCAAUUCAGGUUUCUUUAUUUGUGCAAAUCAGUACAUUCAGUGAAAUAAAAUCAAAAUGUUUUACAGUCAGUCUUCCAUCAUUUUUUUAAUGUGUAACUCUUCCUGAGAUACAUUCAACUUGUGUUGUAUUACAGAAGUUUUCAUAAUCCAUAAGAAUACAAUAUGAAAGUUUGAUAAGGGUGCCGUUGGUAAACCAGCAAAAAUACACCUUACAAAAUUUCAUGGACACAUUGCAUUAUAAUUAGCCACACCUCUCGAAAAGGGGAAAGAAUCACAAUUUGUAAGAUAUUUGCAACAUCAGUGAAAUUUGUGACAAUUCUGUCUUAUACAAGAAAUUUUUUAUGAUAACAUCUAUACAGUUAAACACAACCAUUUUUACACAUACACUCACUCAUUCUUUUUAUUUAUAUAUAUAUAUAAUUCAAUUAACCCUAUCUUAAAUACUACUAGUUUACAAAAUUACAUUACUUCGAAGACAAGCCUUACGAAAGGUGCAUUCUUUCGAAUAAUUACAACUUUUCAUGUUAUUACAAUCAAUCAACACAACUACACUUAACAUAUUCUUCAGUGAACAUGCAAGAUUGCCAAUACAUACAUCAGAAAUGUUUAAGAUUAAAGGUAUAUAGUCAUUCAAGGUAGUAAUGAAAUGAAUUCCAAGAUCAAAACAUAAUUAGGCAGAAAGUUCAUAAGUCACAUACAAGUCAUUCAUACUGAACACCUCUAUUCAAAAAUGUCAAAUUAAAAAGUGCCAAGUUUUUUUUAUUGUUUUUUUAUUACCAGGAACAUGUACAAAAACCAGAUAUUUCUUCACAUUAAAUUAGCAACGAAAAUAUUUUUAGAGAAAAAAUUUGCACACUUUUGUAAAGCAUCACCAAUAAAGGAAAAUUUGAUGAAUGAACUAGGGAAUAGCUAAUUGUGUGUGUAUCCAGAUUGACUGAGACAAAAAUUAAACACACAUCUGAAAGAACAAAAAUGCAAAACUAUUGUGACAACUUUACCGUACUCAUACAAAACCUUCAAAGUAAUUUCAAAAGGAUGCUAAAAGAUUAAAACAAUCACAUAAGUAAGUAACUACAUUUCUCAUUAAUGAGUUAUUUCUCAAUAAAGUCAUUAAUUUCAAUGCUUCUGUAAAGACAAUGACAAAAAUACAAUUUUUUUAAUUAUGGAAAAUGUUAUACUAAAUAAAGAUAGUUAAUUAAUCUUUGUGUAAGAAUAUAAAACUAGCUGGUUACAAAAUAUUUUAAAACAUUCUCAGAAGCUGUUUUUAUUUCUACCGCAGAAUGACACAAAAUAAAUUCAAUACUAUGGCUAGGGCUUGUUAUUUAUUUAGCACCAAUCUAUAAAUGAGAAAAUAGUAGAAAUUUGUGUAAAGAUUUUCUAUCAUCUACAAGAACAUGUACAACAGGUCUGCAUCAGACAUCUAUUAACUAAAAGUUCUUCGUUGUAAUUACUGCUUUGCUUAUGCACUGAAUCUCUCACCUUCUCAUUACACAAUUUACAAUCCUAUUAUUGUAGGCGUCAUUUACAUGGCACAGUAUUGAUAAUGGGAGAAGUUCAAAACAAAAAUAUAAAAACAAUGUUUAUUAAAAUAAUCAUGGACCUUUUUAAACUGCUCAAUUGAAUCAAUACCACUGCAUAAUAAAUUUUACAAAACAAAACACAUCACAACUACAAACAAAUUCUUUCUACCAUCUCUCUCAAGUCCAAAGCAAAAAAUAUUAAUAAUGCUUUCACAAUAUAAAGAGGGUAAUGCUUUCGAAUCUUUGGAAAAUUGGUCAAAUACAAAUAUCUAUAUUCAAAAGCCACAUCUCCACAAGAGAACAAUGCAGUUAGCACAUUAUGGAAUUUCUGUUUUAUAUACAUAUCACAUUACACAUUAGAUUUGAGUCCUGUUAUUCUGAGGAAUUAUCACUUUAAAGGUAUUUAAAAUUAUUUUCCAACUGAAUAAGAUCUUUACUGCUCAUAAAAUAUACAAUAGUACAUUGCUGGAAAAUUGUCACAAACAAUACACAUUCCAAAUGUUGAGACCAUUCGUGACCAAUUGGUUGCAAUAGAUGAAUUUAAAACUCAGUAGAACUCUGACUGCGACUGCCAGGCUUUCCAACCAACCUUGACAAACGAGCAGAAGUUCGCCUCAUCACUGAAUCACUUAUCUCAAACUGAGUCUGUGUACCAAUUAUAUUUGGUUUUAUUGAUUUGAGACACUUUGCUGCUUCCUGGAGUUGUUUUGACAAAAUUUCAUUUUUGACUUUCUCCGCAUUCAAUUCUCUUCGAAGCUGAGCCUUACUCUUAUUACCAAACAGACACAGAGCUCGAUGCUUCAUGACUUGCAAAGCCGUAGGACGCAUUUCUGGAUCAGGGUGAAUCAUUUGCU